Messenger RNA from Closterium sp. Naga37s-1, 1819 nucleotides. Lineage: Eukaryota; Viridiplantae; Streptophyta; Zygnematophyceae; Desmidiales; Closteriaceae. The record is from the annotation of a GenBank genome assembly.
UCCCUCUCCCCAGGUGGACGAGGCAGAGCAGCACGAGGAGUUGGAUCGAAACCCAACACAUAGUCGAGGCGCAUCUGCAAUUCGAAUUGGGAGGCAGAAUCGAGUCGGAGGGGGAAACCGAGCCGCACAAAUUGCAGAAAGCACCCCAACCCGGGCCAGUCAGCAGGGUGCAGAGGCAUCCACCCGCCAACCCCUGUUCAGCGCUGGCGACCUGGCAAUUCGCCAAGACCUCUUCGCCGACGUCGCAACAUGGGACCUCAACCCCCUCCGCGACAGCAGGCAACCCCCGCUCGCCCGCCACCCUCCCAGCACACUUCGCGAGUCUUUCGCGGCCUGCCUCCUCACCCCGUUGUUACAUUUGGCACAAGACCCUGACUCACCUGCGGGCUGGAGACUGCUCAUGUUCCUCCCGCGCAUCCUUUUACGCACCUCGUCAGCCAAGCGCCCUGAUUGGCCGAAAGUUGGAGCCAGACUGGUCCAGUUCCGCCAGGGCCUCUGGCGUAGCCUGUAUGACGAGGCAGCUGACGCAGUUUCACAGCCACCCCAGCCACGUCACGCGCCAGACACCUCUGGCAUCCUGGCUAGAGCCGAGGGAUUGGCCAAAAGAGGGAACUUGGCCAAAUCCCUCCAAUCACUCACCGCCACGCCUGUCUCAACCCCAUCACGUGAAGUGCUAGCAGCGCUCUCAGCAAGGCACCCCCCAGCGCGCCAAGCCAUCCCAGACUGGGUGCGUGACUACACUACAGACAGCUCCCCAUCCAUCUCCUCUCGCCACUUCAGACACAUCCUCGCCAAGUGCCCAAACGGUGUGGGCGCCGGUCCCUCAGGCACCACUUUCGAACACCUAAGGGAUGCGGCCUUAGGGAGCGCAGACAUAUUCAGGCAGCUGCAUGCCCUCACGAACACCGCGCUGGCGGGAAAACUGAACACUGAGGCGGCCGAGCUCCUAACAGCUUCACGGCUCCUUGCUUUCUCAAAGCCGCAGGGGGGUACUCGGCCAAUCGCGGUAGGCGAAUGCCUUUUACGGCUCGUCGCCAAAGCAGCUCUAUUUCUGGCGGCGGAGAAGGCGCGGGACCACUUCGCGCCGCUGCAAUUCGGCGUGGCCAUCGCCGGAGGCAUCGAAGCCGCAGUACACACAGCGAGAACCUACCUGGAAGAGAACGAAGGGGCAGUGGCGCUGCAAAUUGACCUGGCGAAUGCAUUCAAUGCGGUGGAGCGGGCGGCGGUGUUUGAGGGCCUUAAGGGGAACGCCCUGGAAUCCCUGGUGCCCCUGCCCAAUCGGCCCACAACCAGGAUGCGCCUUUCAGCAGCCGCAGAGCCCCUUCCGCUCCUGUCCCAAAUGGACCCGCAGCUGUGCCUGCUGUUCCUCACUCGGUGCGUGAGCCGCCGCGCCUCUUACCUCGUCAGAACCACGCCUUUAAAAGUGCUGCCGGAGGAGUCUUGGUCGGCUUGGGGGGGACAGCUGCUGCACACCUACUUGACGGCCGCACACUCUGCGGUACCACGGGAGGAGUCGGAGCGGGGGAGAGUCUGGCGGCAAGCAGCCCUGCCCGUGACGCUGGGAGGCCUCGGCAUCACCAACCCAGCGACGGAAGGGGCGUUCGCGUACCUGGCUUCGGUCAUCUCCUCCGCCCAUCUGCUGCGCUCCUUCGGCGACGCGGCCAACGCCUUGCGUGACAAGACCCACGAGCCAAUAGCCGCGGACGAGCUUGGCCUGCAGGGCCUGUUCGAGCCGCUGGGCGAGGAGCAGCUGUACCAGCUGAUUGAAGACCCCACCGGCCAGAAGGGCCGUGGGGUGGGGGAUUUUGGAGGGGAUUGA